AUGACGGGUAACGAAGUAGGAUUUGACAUCGUCGAGUUCGCUGACGAAACCGUAGUACUAGACGUUAUUGUACACGUAGUCAAGGGUGGUGAAUCUGGUUCAGAAAAAAAUGAUGAGCUAAAAAAUGUCGAAGUUCAAACGUCAAAUAGGAGCAGUAUUAAUAUCAGCAUUUCCGACGAAGAUGAAGAUUGGAAUCAAUUCUCUCAAAAUAAAUUAAUAAGCUCGAGCAGUGAAGAUGAAAAUACUACUCUUGGUGAAAAUAAUUUUUCAAAACAAAGUAAAAAACGUAAGUUUUUUAAGCCACGCUAUGUAAGUGAAUUAUUACCAUCAGAUUUUUUAUCACCCAAAAGAGCUAAAAGAACAAUUGAUUUAAUUAAGAACAUCGAUUUAAGCAAGUCGCAAAAAAUUAAGUAACUUUAAAGACAGACAAAAAGUCUCCAGAAAAAAAUACAAUCCUUGCAUGAUUUAAUAAAUCAUCUCAAAGAAAACCGUUUGUUAACUGACGAGAGUGGAGACGGCCUGAUGAUAAAAAAUAGAGGGCCAUUUAUAGUACCAUCGAAAGAUGUGAUCAAUAUCUGUAAAAUUUGGGAAAGAAUUAUUAGACAAUAUUCCAAUGAACUGUUAAAUAAAAAUAUAAAACAUAUUGUUACUAACCAAAUAUAUCGAAAAAUAGGUAUUAUGUUUAAUAAUGAUGAAAUGAAUGAACAUGUAUUGCUUCAAGAUUUCUUUGAUUACCAUCGAUAUCACUUAUUUAAGUGGAUUAUUGAAGUAUAUUUAAAUAUUCGAUUUUUCUAUGAAGCUAAAAAAUUAUCUGUUAAAGUAAAUUAUAUUCGACAAAAAUAUAAUAAGCUUAUAUUAUUUCAUAAUCAAUAA
This is a messenger RNA of Microplitis demolitor, 873 nucleotides long. RefSeq lists its product as uncharacterized. The record is from RefSeq and is a predicted model, not a curated record. The transcript is spliced from 6 exons. NCBI's taxonomy places the organism in Eukaryota, Metazoa, Arthropoda, Insecta, Hymenoptera, Braconidae.